GCGGAGAGGACUGAAAGGCCGCGUUCAAGCCAUCUUGGUGUCUAUAGCUUUGGCUCCUCCCCCUCCCCUCGAACCCUCCAUCUCCAAGAACUCUCAACGAUGGCGAUGGCCGGUUUACAGAGGCUGACAACCAAAAUCUACCGGAACCCUUCAAUCUCUCUCUACUCCAAAGCCAUAAUCACUAGAUCCUUUGCUUCUGCUUCUGCUUCUUCUUCUUCUUUGUCUUCACCCUCAUCAUCCAAGAAAGUCUCCGAUCGAAUCGUGAAGCUCUUCGCGAUCGAUCUCGAUGGCAAGAAGCGCGAGAUCGUUGGGCUCUCGGGCCAGACCCUACUCAAAGCCCUGACCAACAAUGGCCUAAUCGAGCCGGAGUCGCACAGGCUGGAGGAGAUCGACGCUUGCUCCGCCGAGUGCGAGGUCAGCAUCGCCCAGGAAUGGCUUCAGAAGCUUCCUCCACCGUCCUACGACGAACAGUACGUUCUACGCCGGAAUUCUAGGAAUAGGGUACUCAACAAGCACUCCAGGCUGGGCUGCCAGGUCGUCCUCACGUCCGAGCUCCAUGGGAUGGUUGUGGCGCUGACCGAGCCCAAACCCUGGGACAUCCCGUAAGGGGGGAUUUUUCAUAUCGAUCCUGUAAGAAUUUCUCAACGAAUUUUAGGGCUUUGAAUUGAAUAAUGUGAACUCUUUUGAACGAUGCGGUCUUUUUGCGGUCAAGUUCAUGUGACAAUUUGUAUAAGACUCUUUCCAGUUUCGCAUUUGAAUUCUUAAAAGUUAAUGCUUUGUGGUAA
Molecule: messenger RNA, 785 nt
Organism: Diospyros lotus (date-plum)
Lineage: Eukaryota; Viridiplantae; Streptophyta; Magnoliopsida; Ericales; Ebenaceae
Exons: 1
Coding region: 100-606 (168 amino acids)
Biological process (GO): P450-containing electron transport chain
Cellular component (GO): mitochondrion
Molecular function (GO): 2 iron, 2 sulfur cluster binding
Source: RefSeq, a predicted model, not a curated record